GCAGCUGUCCUGUCUGACCUACAGCUGUCUGUCACUCCAUCUGUCCACUGCGACCCCAGGAGCGUCCACAGAGCAAGGAAAGGAGUGGAACAUGGUGUAAGACGCCCUCCCAAGCAUAGGAAGCCGGGACCUCACAUACCUGAAGCAUCGUGUCCACCAUGGCCUCAGCUGACAAGAAUGGCAGCAACCUCUCCUCUGUGUCUGGUAGCCGCCUGCAGAGCCGGAAGCCGCCCAACCUGUCCAUCACUAUCCCACCACCGGAGACCCAGGCCCCCAGCGAGCAGGAUAGCAUGCUUCCUGAGAGGCCCAAGAACCCAGCCUACCUGAAGAGUGUCAGCCUCCAGGAACCCCGGGGACGAUGGCAGGACGGCACAGAGAAACGCCCCGGCUUCCGCCGCCAGGCCUCUCUGUCCCAGAGCAUCCGCAAGGGCACAGCCCAGUGGUUCGGGGUCAGUGGCGACUGGGAAGGCAAGCGACAGAACUGGCAGCGUCGCAGCCUGCACCACUGCAGCGUUCACUAUGGCAGGCUCAAGGCCUCGUGCCAGAGGGAACUGGAGCUGCCCAGCCAGGAGGUGCCCUCCUUCCAGGGCACUGAGUCUCCGAAACCCUGCAAGAUGCCCAAGAUCGUGGAUCCGCUGGCCCGGGGGCGGGCCUUCCGCCACCCAGAUGAGGUGGACCGGCCUCACGCUCCCCACCCACCUCUGACUCCAGGGGUCUUGUCCCUCACAUCCUUCACCAGCGUUCGCUCUGGCUACUCCCAUCUGCCCCGCCGCAAAAGGAUCUCGGUUGCCCAUAUGAGCUUUCAGGCGGCCGCCGCCCUCCUCAAGGGGCGCUCAGUGCUAGAUGCCACUGGGCAGCGGUGCCGGAAUGUCAAACGCAGCUUUGCCUACCCCAGCUUCCUGGAGGAGGAUGCGGUCGACGGCGCAGACACCUUCGACUCCUCCUUUUUUAGUAAGGAAGAAAUGAGCUCCAUGCACGAUGAUGUAUUUGAGUCUCCUCCACUCUCUGCUAGCAACUUCCGAGGGGUCCCACACUCCGCCUCCCCAGUCUCCCCUGAUGGAGUGCAAAUCCCUCUAAAAGAGUACAGCGGCCGGACCCCAGCUCCUGGGACCCAGCGCGGCGAGCGCAUUGCCUCCAAAGUAAAGCACUUUGCGUUUGACCGGAAGAAGCGGCACUACGGCCUGGGUGUGGUAGGCAACUGGCUGAACCGCAGCUACCGACGCAGCAUCAGCAGCACCGUGCAGCGACAGCUGGAGAGCUUUGACAGCCACCGGCCCUACUUUACCUACUGGCUGACCUUUGUCCACAUCAUCAUCACCCUGCUGGUGAUCUGCACCUAUGGCAUUGCACCUGUGGGCUUUGCCCAGCAUGUCACCACCCAGCUGGUGCUGAAGAACAGAGGUGUAUACGAGAGCGUGAAAUACAUCCAGCAGGAGAACUUCUGGAUUGGCCCCAGCUCGAUUGACCUGAUCCACCUAGGAGCCAAGUUCUCACCCUGCAUCCGAAAAGACCAGCAAAUUGAGCAGCUGGUGCGGAGGGAGCGUGACAUUGAGCGUGCCUCAGGCUGCUGCGUCCAGAAUGACCGCUCAGGUUGCAUCCAGACCCAGAAGAAGGACUGCUCGGAGACGUUGGCCACUUUUGUGAAGUGGCAGAAUGAUACCGGGCCCUCGGAUAAGUCUGACCAGGGCCAGAAGCAGCCAUCAGCGGUUGUGUGUCACCAGGACCCCAGGACUUGUGAAGAACCAGCCUCCAGUGGGGCCCACAUCUGGCCUGAUGACAUUACCAAGUGGCCGAUUUGCACAGAGCAGGCCCAGAGCAACCACACAGGCUUACUGCACAUAGACUGCGAGAUCAAAGGCCGCCCCUGCUGCAUUGGUACCAAGGGCAGCUGUGAGAUCACCACUCGGGAGUACUGUGAGUUCAUGCAUGGCUAUUUCCACGAGGAGGCAACGCUCUGUUCCCAGGUGCACUGCUUGGACAAGGUGUGUGGACUACUGCCUUUCCUCAACCCUGAGGUUCCCGACCAGUUCUACCGGAUCUGGCUGUCUCUCUUCCUGCAUGCUGGCAUAGUGCACUGCCUUGUGUCUGUGGUCUUCCAAAUGACCAUCCUGAGGGAUCUAGAGAAGCUGGCUGGCUGGCACCGAAUCUCCAUCAUCUUCAUCCUUAGCGGUAUCACAGGCAACCUGGCCAGUGCCAUCUUUCUCCCCUAUCGGGCAGAGGUGGGCCCAGCUGGGUCACAGUUUGGCCUCCUCGCGUGCCUCUUUGUGGAGCUUUUCCAGAGCUGGCAGCUGCUGGAGCGACCGUGGAAGGCCUUCUUCAACCUGUCGGCCAUUGUGCUUUUCCUCUUCAUCUGUGGCCUCCUGCCCUGGAUAGACAACAUUGCCCACAUCUUCGGUUUCCUCAGCGGUAUGCUGCUGGCCUUUGCCUUCCUACCCUACAUCACCUUCGGCACCAGUGACAAGUACCGCAAGCGAGCACUCAUCCUGGUGUCGCUGCUGGUCUUCGCUGGGCUCUUCGCCUCCCUGGUGCUGUGGCUCUACUUCUACCCCAUCAACUGGCCCUGGAUCGAGUACCUCACCUGCUUUCCCUUCACCAGUCGGUUCUGUGAGAAGUAUGAGCUGGACCAGGUGCUACACUAACUUCGCAGAGAUGGGGUCUGUGGAGACUUGCUGCCAGCGGGGCCCUGGGCUCGCUCUCCAGACAAGGGUGACUGCAUAGGACACAGGUAGUGCAGGCAGGUUCCCCAGGGAGAUGAGACCUCCCUUUCUCGGGUCUGGAUGUUCCUGACCCAAGCUUGGGGGACAUCCAGGACACCUGUUUCUUCACAGCUCAGGUCCUAGGCCCUGUCUGCCUUUCUUCCCGGUAGAGACAAUUACUUUCCUUCCCAGGCUCAGGGCUCCGGCCUGUGCGGGUGCUGUCUUCUAUUGUCACUGUGACUGUGACCUCGCCAGACACACAGCUGCUCCCUCAGCUGUCCCCAGGGUUGAGGUCCCUACCAUGCUGCUAUGACCCAUCUUCCUGUUUCUCCUCUCCUCCCAGUCCUACAAGCCCUUCCUGCGUUUGUCCAUGGACUCGUGAACCUGCUCCUCGGGCUCCUGGACAGAGCAUUGUGGUAAAGGCUUUGGCCGUUGUCCAGGGUCAGUGACAAGCAAGGAGAGAUGGUUCUACGGGAUGUUAAGGGAUGUUAAGAAGCCAGAUCUGUUAAGCCACCAGCUCAGCCCUAGCUCCAGCAUCCGUGUCUGGCCUCACAGGCCGGCUCUGAUGUUGGGAUGUCCCCACCACCUCCGCCUCACUCCUGCCUGUGUGGCCAGGGGCUGAGCCACCGUGAGGACUGGCUCCCAGGGGAUGCUUGAGGCUCAGCCAGGCCUGGUGUUUUGUUUGUUUUUCCAGUUUAUAUUAUGGUCCUAAUUUUUUACAGUAACGCUAACUUUGUAUGGACGAUGCCUCAAGUUUAUUAAA
Peromyscus eremicus (cactus mouse) is the source of this 3459-nucleotide messenger RNA. It is a transcript of the gene Rhbdf2, whose product is annotated as rhomboid 5 homolog 2. Gene Ontology annotation, biological process: regulation of epidermal growth factor receptor signaling pathway; regulation of protein secretion. Gene Ontology annotation, molecular function: serine-type endopeptidase activity. The coding region runs from base 159 to 2639 and encodes 826 amino acids. Gene Ontology annotation, cellular component: endoplasmic reticulum membrane. The record is from RefSeq and is a predicted model, not a curated record. The transcript has 18 exons. Lineage: Eukaryota; Metazoa; Chordata; Mammalia; Rodentia; Cricetidae.